GGCGCGGCGGCAGCAUGUCGGACAACGAGGACAACUUCGACGGCGACGACUUCGACGAUGUGGAGGAGGACGAGGGGCUCGAGGACCUGGAGAACGCCGAGGAGGAGGGCCAGGAGAACGUGGAGAUCCUGCCCUCGGGCGAGCGGCAGCAGGCCAACCAGAAGCGCAUCACCACCCCCUACAUGACCAAGUACGAGCGGGCGCGGGUGCUGGGCACGCGCGCCCUCCAGAUCGCGAUGUGCGCCCCGGUGAUGGUGGAGCUGGAGGGCGAGACAGACCCCUUGCUGAUCGCCAUGAAGGAGCUCAAAGCGCGCAAGAUCCCCAUCAUCAUCCGCCGAUACCUGCCAGACGGGAGCUACGAGGACUGGGGUGUGGAUGAAUUAAUCAUCACAGACUGAUCCGCCUGCAAAGCCGUUGCUUUUGGUUCUUCCUUCCACAGCAGAUGUUUCUAUUUUUGUUUAUAUUUGUGUAAAUAAAUUGUAAACUGCCCUA
Nothoprocta perdicaria is the source of this 492-nucleotide messenger RNA. RefSeq names its product RNA polymerase II subunit F (gene POLR2F). The transcript has 5 exons. NCBI's taxonomy places the organism in Eukaryota, Metazoa, Chordata, Aves, Tinamiformes, Tinamidae. Gene Ontology annotation, cellular component: RNA polymerase I complex; nucleus; RNA polymerase II, core complex. Gene Ontology annotation, biological process: DNA-templated transcription. The record is from RefSeq and is a predicted model, not a curated record. Gene Ontology annotation, molecular function: DNA-directed RNA polymerase activity; DNA binding. The coding region runs from base 15 to 398 and encodes 127 amino acids.